Molecule: messenger RNA, 1413 nt
Organism: Phaeoacremonium minimum UCRPA7
Lineage: Eukaryota; Fungi; Ascomycota; Sordariomycetes; Togniniales; Togniniaceae
Product: putative pantothenate transporter protein
Exons: 4
Coding region: 1-1413 (470 amino acids)
Biological process (GO): transmembrane transport
Cellular component (GO): membrane
Molecular function (GO): transmembrane transporter activity
Source: RefSeq, a predicted model, not a curated record
AUGGAGAAGACCACGGAGAGACCUGCCAUCGAGUCUGUUGCCGAAGGCGUGAUGGAUGAUGUCGACAAAGCCUAUCAAUUCGCCAAAGAGCACCAUGUCGAGCCCUUGACUGAGGCUGAGAACAAACGCAUCUUGCGCAAGAUUGAUUUCCAUCUGCUGCCCCUAAUGGUAAUUACUUAUACUCUGAACUUUAUGGACAAGAAUGCGCUGUCUUAUUCGGCCAACUUCGGUCUCAUUGACGACAAUGUACGUGUUUUCAUUUGCUGGGCUGUCGCGUACAGCAUUCCUAACUCGGCUCUCAGCACCUACACGGUAACCACGUACAUGGUUUCCCAGCCCUUCGUCGCCCGGCUGAUUGUUCGCUUUCCUGUUGGCCGCUUCGUGGCUUGCGCCACUGUCUUGUGGGGAGCCGUUUUGAUGACUAUGCCUGCAUCUCGCUCCUUUGCCAGUCUAAUGACCAUUCGUGCCAUUCUCGGCUGUCUUGAGUCUUGCAUUAACCCUGCAUUCAUUGUCAUUUCUUCGCAGUGGUGGACCCGUGAGGAACAACCCCUCCGUAUCACCUUUUGGUACUUGGGUAAUUCCAUCGGUCAAGUUUGUGGUGGCCUUCUCGGCUACGGCAUCGCUCACAUCAACUCUCCCACUGUGCCAAACUGGGCUUGGUUUUUCAUCAUCUUUGGAGCGAUUACCGUUGUCUACGGGAGCUUCUUAUUCUUCUACCUUCCGGACUCGCCCAUGAAUGCUCGUUGGUUGAGCGAUCAUGAUCGUGCCCUUGCCAUUGAGCGUGUGCGUAGCAAUCGCACUGGCGUAGAGAAUCAUGUUUGGAAGUGGUCGCAGUUCAAAGAAUGUGUCACGGAUAUUCAGUGCUGGAUUCUGGUUGCUACAUUCUUCCUCGACGAUAUCCCGGCUGGUGGUGUAGCCUCAUUCGGCUCCAUCGUGGUAAAGGGAUUUGGGUUCAGCACUCUAUACUCCACGCUGCUGUUGGUCCCUCUCGGUGUGAUCCAAGCCAUUUGCAUUCUCUUCGGAGGUUUCAUGACCAGGAAGUUCAAGAACAUAAGGACAUGGCUUAUUGCCGGUACGUACUACCCGACUCAUGCUGAGAAUAACUUCGCCGGUUAUACCAAGAAGGCCACUGCUGGAGCUAUGAUGUAUGUUGCCUUCUGCGUGGGUCAAGUUGUUGCUCCCCAGUUGUUCCUUGCAAAGGAAGCUCCAGUGUACGAGACAGCCUUCCGGGCAUCUUUUAUCUGCUUCGCUCUGUGCAUCGUCUUCACUAUUGCGCUAAGAUACUAUCUCAUAUGGGAGAACAAGAGACGCGAACGCAUGGCUUUGGCGGAGACGGAGACCGCCGGUUCUAACGACGAGUUCCUUGACAUGACGGACAAGCAGCAGAAGCUCAUAUUCCGCUAUGUCAUGUGA